CCAAAUUGUUAUUUGGUGACGUGCCAUCAAUGUGGCAUGGAGGACUAUAAAUAUUUAUUCAAGGUCGUACUUGUUGGAAAUGCUGGUGUUGGUAAAACAUGUCUUGUACGAAAAUUUACGCAGGGAAUUUUCCCUCCUGGACAGAGUGCUACAAUUGGCGUUGAUUUCAUGAUCAAAACAGUCAAAGUUAAUGAUGACAAAAUAAAAUUACAAAUUUGGGACACAGCAGGACAAGAACGUUUUCGUUCAAUCACUCAAAGUUAUUAUCGAUCAGCACAUGCAAUUGUGCUAGUUUAUGACGUUGCUUGCCAGCCAAGUUUUGACUGUUUGCCCGAAUGGCUUGGCGAAAUUGAGCAGUAUGCUAAUCGACGGGUUUUAAAAAUAUUAGUAGGAAAUAAAAUUGACAAGGAAGAUGAACGGGAAGUACCAGAACGAGUCGGUAAGAAUUUUGCGGAUGCCAAUGUAUUUGAUUAUUUCCUAGAAACUUCAGCACUGGAUGCAACAAAUGUCGAUACAUUAUUUCAUGAAGUAGCCACUCGAUUAACAAAUGAUAUGAAAAAAAGUGAUGAUAGGUAUAGAUUCUACAUAAUAACCAAAUAA
This is a messenger RNA of Thelazia callipaeda (thelaziosis nematode), 600 nucleotides long. Lineage: Eukaryota; Metazoa; Nematoda; Chromadorea; Rhabditida; Thelaziidae. The record is from the annotation of a GenBank genome assembly.